This is a messenger RNA of Myzus persicae (green peach aphid), 1284 nucleotides long. RefSeq names its product zinc finger MYM-type protein 1-like. The transcript has a single exon. Gene Ontology annotation, molecular function: protein dimerization activity. The coding region runs from base 1 to 1284 and encodes 427 amino acids. The record is from RefSeq and is a predicted model, not a curated record. Lineage: Eukaryota; Metazoa; Arthropoda; Insecta; Hemiptera; Aphididae.
AUGACUACAUUAUCUCUUUAUGAUCUGGAUCCAGCAUUUUUACGUGCACAAUCUUAUGAUAAUGCAAGUAAUAUGGCUGGUGCAUAUAGUGGCUUACAAGCCAGAAUUAAAGAAAUAAAUCCAUUAGCCAAUUUUGUCCCCUGUGCUGCUCAUUCCUUGAAUUUAGUAGGGACAUGUGCAGCCAGUGCCUGUCGUGAAGCUUGCGAAUUUUUUGAUAUUAUUCAAAAUAUAUACAACUUUUUUACAGCUUCCACGCAUAGAUGGUCUGAAUUAAAAGGAACCGUAAAAUGUCUUUCAGCAACCCGUUGGUCAGCCCGUGAUGAUGCUUGUCAUUCCUUAUCCAAAAAUUGGAAUAAUAUAGUACAUGCUCUACAGAAAAUUUCAAAUAAUAGAAAUGAAAAGCCUUCAACAAAAUGUGAAGCUGUUGGCUUACUUAAGAAACUCAACCGCCUUGAAACAGUAUUUAUGACAAUUUUUUGGACAAACAUUUUAGACCGUGUAAAUAAAACUAGUAAAAAGCUACAGUCUGUUGACAUAGAUUUAAUUACAGUUGUUGAACUAUAUCAAUCCUUAAUUCAUUAUGUUGAAUCUUUAAGAAACGAAGAUUCCUUCAAGAUAUUAGAAGAUAUUGCCAUAACAAAAUCUGGAAUAAAGGAUUACAAUGACCAUAAUAAACGGAAAAGAAAAAGGAAAAUACACAUUGAUGAAAACAACGAUAAUGAAAUAUUAUUUUCAGAAAGAGACUAUUUGAUCAUAAACACUUAUUAUGUUAUACUUGACAAGCUGUCAUAUGAAUUGAAAAAAAGGAAACUAGCUUAUGAUGAAUUGGUGAAAAAUUUUUUUUUCUUUUUUAAGUUACAUGAAAUUACUCCAGCAAAAGUAAGAGAAGAUGCUGAAGUAUUGCAAAAAACUUACCCAAAUGAUUUAGCAACAUGUUUUGUAAAUGAGUGUGUACAAUUUCAAGGUCAUAUAAAAAACAUUGAUGUUAAGCUUACAACAAUACAGAUGUUACAGUUUAUAAGAGAACAUGAUUUUACUAGUGUUUAUCCCUAUGUUGAAGUAGCUUUACGUAUUUUCUUGUGUACACCAUCUACAAAUUGUAGUGCAGAGCGUUCUUUUUCCACACUAAAAAGAAUAAAAAACUAUUUGCGGUCUACAAUGGCACAAGACCGCUGCUCGGCAUUAGCGGUGUUAGCAAUUGAAGCUGAAAUAACUACUUCAUUAGAUUAUGAAAAAAUAAUUAAUGAUUUUGCUACAUCUGAAUCAAGGAAGAAAAUGUUUUGA